AUGGCACCGGCCUCUCCGGGCGCAAACAGCACCGCCAGCUCGACACAGGGCUCAGGCAGAGGUGAAUCCCUCACCCAAAUAGCAGCAGACUUAGCCACAAUCUCGGCCAAUAUGCUAUUCCGCUCCGACAAGGCAGAGAUGCUGGCAGAAAUUAGGAUAGCGAUCAGGGAGGAGGUCAUGGAGGUGAGGAGGGAUCUGACAGCCCUGGAGCGCAGAGUAGAGGACUUGGAGGCCGAUCAGGCCCAAAAUAUGCAGCACCAGCAGGAGAUGGAUACUGCCACUACCAGACAGGGCAAUGUCCUGCUUGACCUCAGGAGGCACCUUGAGGACCUGGACAACCGCGGGCGGAAAAAUAACAUCCGCAUAAGAGGCCUCCCAGAGUCCGCUGGGGAAGCACUACCUCAGCUCUUAAUGGACCUGUUUACCCGCAUCCUGGGAGACAGAGCCCCAGGUGACUUUGGCAUAGAAUGA
This is a messenger RNA of Pelobates cultripes (western spadefoot toad), 471 nucleotides long. Lineage: Eukaryota; Metazoa; Chordata; Amphibia; Anura; Pelobatidae. The record is from the annotation of a GenBank genome assembly.